AACGCAACGACCCCCGCCUCCGUCCGUCAUCCAUUCCGGAAUUGGCAAAAAAGCAGGAAAAUGACGGCUGCUGCUCCCCUCGAAUUUUUUACUGCCGCCAUUACUCCCCCACCUCUGCGAUCUCGCCUCCAUCUCCUCCCCAUCUCCGCCCCGAUCCCUCACCUCCGCCCUCCCAACCUCUCCUCCUCCUCCCCGCCGACCGACCUCCGCUCCGCCGCCCGCCGCGGCUUCGGAUCCUCGACCGCCCCCGAGGUACCGCCGCCGCCGCCCCGCCGGAGCGCCGCCGCCGCCGCCAUGCUGCACGAGAACCCGGUCCUCUCCGAUGCCCUCGCCGCCGCCGUGACCGGCGGCAUCGCCCUCUCGAGCCUCCGGUUGUUCGAGGAAACGGCGAAGCGGGGCCUCUUUGACCAGAAACUUAAUAGGAAGCUUGUGCAUGUAAGCAUCGGAAUAAUUUUCAUGCUUUGCUGGCCAUUGUUCAGUUCUGGGCAUCGAAGUGCACUGUUAGCUGCUACAGUUCCAGGGCUUAACAUCAUACGCGUGCUUCUUGUGGGAUCUGGCAUUUGGAAAGAUGAGGCAAUAGUGAAGUCUAUGAGCAGAUUUGGGGACCACAGGGAACUUCUUAAAGGCCCACUAUACUAUGCUUCUACUAUUACAUUCGCUUGUGCUUAUUAUUGGAAGACUUCGCCAAUUGCGAUUGCAGCUAUAUGCAACCUCUGUGCAGGAGAUGGUUUUGCAGACAUUAUUGGAAGGCGGUUUGGCCAUCAUAAACUUCCUUACAACAGCAAUAAAUCUUUCGCUGGUAGCAUUGCGAUGGCCUCUGCUGGGUUUCUAGCAUCUCUCGGGUUCAUGUCCUAUUUUUCUUCAUUUGGUUAUAUCCAAGGAAGUUGGGAGAUGGUUUCUGGUUUCUUGAUGGUCUCUCUUGCUUCUGCACUGGUGGAAUCGCAUCCUCUGAGCUCUGAGCUUGAUGACAAUCUCACAGUUCCCUUAACUUCUAUGUUGGUUGGGAGCCUUGUUUUUUAGGUUGGCAAGUGGGAGCUUCUCGGCAAAUGUGACAUUCAUUGUAGUAGUCAACAGCGGGGAGCACGCAGAUCCCAAAAACAAUAGUUUUCCCCUCCAAAAGCGACUUCUCCGGUUGGGGAAUAUGGACAAAAUCCUGAGACGUUUUGAGCCUAUUCUACGGGAAACAUCUGGGGUUGGAGAGUUAAGAGGGAUGUCUGACUAACAGUGACAUUAAGGUCAGACAGGGAGAGAAUUAAUUCAACUGCUCAGCGGUGCUUCUCCAUCAUAUCCAUUUUUGACAUCCGAGGAGUUCAACUGUUCUUCUUUGAGUAAGAAGUUUGGAGGAGGGGCUAUCUGAGGUUUCUACAAUAGGAUCUCCAAGAUUUUCCACAUCAGGUUGUUCGGAUACUCUUUUUUCCAUCUCCACAACCAGAUAACUGCAAGCCCACUUGACGACAGCCUCUCAACUGCCUCUCCAUCUAUUUUCAUCUAAUUAUCACCAUCAUCAUCUGCAUGAGGUAAUGUCAUUGUGUGGUAGAGACUCAAUUUCAGAAGAUUCAAAUUCUCCUAACGUCCUUUCCUGUUAAGUAAUGUUUGGAGUCACUUGGGUUACUUCAAUUUGCCUUAAUUUGAAGUGGCUCGUUCUGCCGAUUAUCGAAGGGUAAGAUUCUCUAAUAACAUUUCCUGCUUGGUUACACAAGCUGGAAGAGAAAUUAAGGAUCACAUACAUUAAAAACGCCGCAGAAAUUUCACCUUCUCCUGCAUUACUUCCUUCAGGACUGCUUUAUUGUUUACAGAAUUUGCACGCUUUGCAAAUCUCAAGGUACUAACUGUCUUGCUCCUACAGCUGUAAAUUUGUCCGAGUAAGGAUCCAUAUUCUGAAACCAGGAGAUACUUCUCUUGUGUUUAUUGAAGUGCUCUGGGGAAUUGAUUACCUUUUGUGCAAGAGAUAUAGCGCGCAAGGGAUUGCUAGCUUGCAUUACCACCGAGAGAUUCCUGCAGAAAGAAUGUCGACUUGUAUAUCUGUAUGGACUAUGCCUUUGCUUCCCAGUUUGCGAAAUUUUAGCGAGGAUGUUUAUCAAAGUCUGCAUUCCCAAAAGCAAUAUGAUUAGUAUAGAAUUAAAAAGUCUGUGGCCUUAUUAAAUAAGAGCCUUCACACCACACGGUAAUCUUGUCUGCAAAAGAAUGUGUAACGCAAUAUGCAGGACAUCUGAGAAAGAUGCAUCUAACUGAGAAAAUGCAAAUGCCAUGAAGUACCU
Eucalyptus grandis is the source of this 2258-nucleotide messenger RNA. RefSeq names its product probable phytol kinase 2, chloroplastic. The record is from RefSeq and is a predicted model, not a curated record. NCBI's taxonomy places the organism in Eukaryota, Viridiplantae, Streptophyta, Magnoliopsida, Myrtales, Myrtaceae. Gene Ontology annotation, molecular function: kinase activity. The transcript has 7 exons. The coding region runs from base 61 to 1020 and encodes 319 amino acids.